CCUUAAAGUGAAACAGAAAGUGAAUCGGAGAUCAGAGACGCUAUCAGGGAGGAUUCUAAAUCUUAAUGUCUUCAUGUGUCACGGCCUGAAAUCAAGUCUCUUAUCUAGGAAAGAAAGAGAACCAGAACAGCCUGUAAAGUGUGCAUGAGGAGGGAGAGGAGGAGAAACCUGCUUAUAAAAUGAAUGCGUAUGAGGAGAGAGAGGAGGAGGCUCCUGUUGAUGCUCGGAGAGCAGCAUCUCCAGGAUUCAGCGGUGUGUCUAUGAAGAGCAACAACUCCAUGUUUGAGCCCCCUGCUUUCAGUGAUGUUGAUGCUCAUAGAGCAGCAUCUCCAGGAUUCAGCUAUGUGUCUAUGAAGAGCAACAACUCCAUGUUUGAGCCCCCUGCUUUCAGUGAUGUUGAUGCUCAUAGAGCAGCAUCUCCAGGAUUCAGCGGUGUGUCUAUGAAGAGUAACAACUCCAUGUUUGAGCCCCCUGCUUUCAGUGAUGUUGAUGCUCAUAGAGCAGCAUCUCCAGGAUUCAGCUAUGUGUCUAUGAAGAGCAACAACUCCAUGUUUGAGCCCCCUGCUUUCAGUGAUGUUGAUGCUCAUAGAGCAGCAUCUCCAGGAUUCAGCGGUGUGUCUAUGAAGAGCAACAACUCCAUGUUUGAGCCCCCUGCUUUCAGUGAUGUUGAUGCUCAUAGAGCAGCAUCUCCAGGAUUCAGCGGUGUGUCUAUGAAGAGCAACAACUCCAUGUUUGAGCCCCCUGCUUUCAGUGAUGUUGAUGCUCAUAGAGCAGCAUCUCCAGGAUUCAGCGGUGUGUCUAUGAAGAGCAACAACUCCAUGUUUGAGCCCCCUGCUUUCAGUAAUGUUGAUGCUCAUAGAGCAGCAUCUCCAGGAUUCAGCGGUGUGUCUAUGAAGAGCAACAACUCCAUGUUUGAGCCCCCUGCUUUCAGUGAUGUUGAUGCUCAUAGAGCAGCAUCUCCAGGAUUCAGCGGUGUGUCUAUGAAGAGCAACAACUCCAUGUUUGAGCCCCCUGCUUUCAGUGAUGUUGAUGCUCAUAGAGCAGCAUCUCCAGGAUUCAGCGGUGUGUCUAUGAAGAGCAACAACUCCAUGUUUGAGCCCCCUGCUUUCAGUGAUGUUGAUGCUCAUAGAGCAGCAUCUCCAGGAUUCAGCGGUGUGUCUAUGAAGAGCAACAACUCCAUGUUUGAGCCCCCUGCUUUCAGUGAUGUUGAUGCUCAUAGAGCAGCAUCUCCAGGAUUCAGCGGUGUGUCUAUGAAGAGCAACAACUCCAUGUUUGAGCCCCCUGCUUUCAGUAAUGUUUACACAAAGAGAGCAGCAUCUUCAGGAUUCAGCGGUGUGUCUAUGAAGAGCAACAACUCCAUGUUUGAGCCCCCUGCUUUCAGUGAUGUUGAUGCUCGGAGAGCAGCAUCUCCAGGAUUCAGCGGUGUGUCUAUGAAGAGCAACAACUCCAUGUUUGAGCCCCCUGCUUUCAGUGAUGUUGAUGCUCAUAGAGCAGCAUCUCCAGGAUUCAGCUGUGUGUCUAUGAAGAGCAACAACUCCAUGUUUGAGCCCCCUGCUUUCAGUGAUGUUGAUGCUCGGAGAGCAGCAUCUCCAGGAUUCAGCGGUGUGUCUAUGAAGAGCAAAAACUCCAUGUUUGAGCCCCCUGCUUUCAGUAAUGUUUACACAAAGAGAGCAGCAUCUUCAGGAUUCAGCGGUGUGUCUAUGAAGAGCAACAACUCCAUGUUUGAGCCCCCUGCUUUCAGCAGUGGACCUUCUGUGACCUCUGACCCUGUUAUCAUCAGCUGGAAAAGAAAGCGAGCAGCUUCUCCACUACAUUCCCCUAAACCUGAUCUCAAUGAUGAAUCAGUGCCCUUUGAUCCUGUAGGUGGGAGAGCUGACCAGAUCAGAUAUGUGUCCUGUCCGUCCAGCACAUCCUCCUGCUAUCAGAACCACAUCAGUCAUUAUGACACAGAAGCAGCUCUGCAGCUCGAUUCUCAUCAACCAGAGCAAGAUGAUCCGCAGAGAGUCAAAGACCAGCACAAAACCAGCAUGAAGAACAAGUAUGAGAGCUUAUUUGAGGGAGUCAAACUACAAGAGAAUCAGACCCUCCUGAACAGGAUUUACACACAGCUGUACAUCAUAGAGGGAGAGAGUGAAGGAGUGAAUGAAGAACAUGAAGUGCUACAGAUGGAGAAAAGUUACAGGACACUCCAAGACACUCCAAUCAACUGCAACGACAUCUUUAAUCCUAUACCUGAACCAGGAUAUGAGGAGAAGAGAAGAGAGAAGAAAGACACAAUAAAGACUGUUCUUACUAAAGGCAUCGCUGGAAUUGGAAAAACCGUCUCUGUGCAGAAGUUCAUUCUGGACUGGGCCGAGGGAAAAGACAAUCAGGAUGUAGAUUUCAUGUUUGUGCUUACAUUUAGAGAGCUGAACUUGAUUAAAGAUCAUCAGUACAGUCUUCACAGACUUCUGCUAGACUUUCAUCCUGAACUUCAAGAUCUGGACUCAAAGAUUUAUGAUGAAUGUAAAGUUGUUUUCAUCUUUGAUGGUCUGGAUGAAAGCAGAAUUACACUGAUGUUUUCAGACAGUCAGAAAGUUUCUGAUGUGACUGAGAUUUCAUCAGUGGGUCUGUUGAUGUCAAACCUCCUGAGAGGAGAUCUGCUUCCCUCUGCUCUCAUCUGGAUCACCACCAGACCAGCAGCAGCCAAUCAGAUCCCCUCCAACUACAUCAACCGUGUGACAGAGAUUCAGGGAUUCAAUGACCCUCAGAAGGAGGAAUAUUUCAGGAAGAGAAUCGGUGACGAGCAUCAAGCCAGCAGAAUCAUCUUACACAUCAGAAGAGCAAGAAGCCUCCACAUCAUGUGUCACAUACCCGUCUUCUGCUGGAUCUCAUCCACUGUGCUUCAAAACAUCCUGAAACAAGAUCUCAGUGCAGAAAUCCCUCAAACUCUGACUGAAAUGUACAUCUACUUCCUGCUCAUUCAAACAAAGAUGAGGAACCAGAAGUAUGAAGAGAGAGAUCCAGAGAAACUCCUGCAGUCCAACAGAGAAGUGAUUGUGAAACUUGCUGAACUGGCUUUCAAUCAGCUGAUGAAGGGCAAUGUGAUGUUUUAUGAGGAGGACCUGAGAGAGAGUGGCAUAGACGUCACUGACGCCUCGGUGUAUUCUGGGAUCUGCACUGAGAUCUUUAGAGAGGAAUCUGUGAUUUAUCAGAGGAAGCUUUACAGUUUUGUACAUCUGAGCUUUCAGGAGUUUUUCGCAGCACUGUAUGUGUUUUUCUGCUAUUUACACAAGAACAGUGAGAUUCUGAAGAUGUUCCUGACGGGAAAGUCCAGAACUCAGUGUGAGAAUAUUCCUCUGGACGUGUUUCUGAAGGAAGCAGUGAAUAAAGCCUUGAAGAGUAAAACUGGACACCUGGAUCUUUUCCUUCGGUUUCUUCAUGGCGUCUCACUGGAGUCCAAUCAGAGACUCUUACAGGAUGUACUGAUACACACAGAGAACAACCCAGAAAACAUCAAGAAAAUAACCCAAAACCUCAAACGAGGUCAGAAAAACAACGUCAGUCCUGAACGAUGGAUCAAUCUGUCACACUGCUUGAUUGAGAUGAAGGAUAACUCUGUUAUUAAAGAAAUGCAGGCAUUUUUAAACUCUAAAACAAAAAGAAAAAAGCUCUCUCUUGCACAAUGCUCAACUUUGGCAAACAUGAUCCUGAUGUCAGAGGAGGUGCUGGAUGAGUUUGAUAUUAAACAGUACAAUAUCAACGCUAGAGAGGGUCGAUUGAGACUGUUACCUGCUGUGAGGAACUGCAGAAAAGUUGUUUUGGCAGGGUGUGAUCUCACUGAUCGACACUGUGAAAUUGUGGCUUCAGCUCUACAAUCAUCAAACUCCCCCCUGAGAGAGCUGGACCUGAGUAACAAUCAUCUGCAGGAUUCAGGAGGAAAACUGCUCGCUGCUGGACUGAGGAGUCCAAACUGUCAACUCAACAUACUCAGAUUAUCUGGCUGUUUGGUAAAAGAGAAAGGUUGUGCUGCUCUGACGUCAGCUUUGAGUUCAAACCUUUCACACCUGAGAGAGCUGGACUUGAGUAACAAUCAUCUGCAGGAUUCAGGAGGGAAACUGCUCGCUGCUGGACUGAAGAGUCCGAACUGUCAACUCAACAUACUGAGAUUAUCUGGCUGUUUGGUGAAAGAGGAAGGUUGUGCUGCUCUGACAUCGGCUCUGAGUUCAAACCUUUCACACCUGAGAGAGCUAGACCUGAGUGAAAAUUAUCUGCAGGAUUCAGGAGGGAAACUGCUUGCUGCUGGACUGAUGAGUCCAAACUGUCAACUCAACAUACUGAGAUUAUCUGGCUGUUUGGUCAAAGCGGAAGGUUGUGUUGCUCUGACAUCAGCUUUGAGUUUAAACCUUUCACACCUGAGAGAGCUGGACCUGAGUAACAAUCAUCUUCAGGAUUCAGGAGUGAAGCUGCUUGCUGCUGGACUGAACAGUCCAAAUCAACUAAACAUACUGAGAUUAUCUCAGUGUUUGGUGACAGAAGAAGGUUGUGCUGCUCUGGCAUCAGCUCUGAGUUUAUUCCCAUCACACCUGAGAGAGCUGGACCUGAGCUACAAUCACCCAGGAGAAUCAGGAGUGGAGCUGCUCAAAAAGCUCAAACAUCUGGACAAACUCAAUGUGGAUCAUGGAGGAGAGUUCAUGAUCACGUCAGGACUCCACAAAUACGCCUGUGAUCUCACACUGGAUCCAAACACAGCACACACUCGACUCGUUCUGUCUGAGGAGAACAGAAAGGUGACGUGUGUCUCUGAGUCACAGUCGUAUCCUGAUCAUCCCGACAGAUUUGAACAUUAUCAUCAGGUUCUGUGUUCAGAGAGACUGACUGGACGCUGUUACUGGGAGACUGAAUGGAGCGGAGAUGUUGAAAUAGCAGUGUGUUAUAAAGAAAUCAAGAGGAAAGGAGGGAGUGGUGACAGUAGGUUUGGAUGUAAUGAGAUCUCCUGGAGUCUGAUCUGCUCUGAUCACAGAUUCACUGCUCGUCACAAUAAUAAAGAGACUUGUAUCUCUGUUGCUCCAGACUCCUGUAAGAGAGUCGCAGUGUUUCUGGACGAGUCGAGCGGCUCUCUGUCCUUCUACAGCGUCUCUGACACACACACACUCACACACUUACACACAUUCACACACACAUUCACUCAACCGCUACUCGCUGGAUUUACACUUUAUUAUACAAACUCUUCAGUGUCUCUGUGUCACAUUAAACACUAAACACACACACACACACACACUCACACACACACACACACACACACUCACACACACACACAUUAAACACACACACACACACACACACACA
Molecule: messenger RNA, 5328 nt
Organism: Carassius carassius (crucian carp)
Lineage: Eukaryota; Metazoa; Chordata; Actinopteri; Cypriniformes; Cyprinidae
Product: NACHT, LRR and PYD domains-containing protein 12-like
Exons: 12
Coding region: 180-5240 (1686 amino acids)
Molecular function (GO): protein binding
Source: RefSeq, a predicted model, not a curated record